GGGCGGCAGGAGGGGGCCUGGGGCAAGAUGGCGGUGAAUCAGAGCCACACCGAGAACCGCCUUGGGGUCGUCAUUCCUUUCAGCGACAGUGUCUUGACUCAUUACCAGGAUGUGGACCUCUCCUUCCCGCAGCAGCCAGAGAGAUCCAGUCUCUUCGCUGGUACAAAGAGGGGGACGCUGUUUCUCACUUCAUACCGGGUGAUCUUCGUGACCUCACACUCGGCCAACGAUCCCAUGUUUUCUUUCAUGAUGCCCUUUGAUCUGAUGAGGAACUGCACCAUUGAACAACCGGUCUUUGCCGCCAACUACAUUAAAGGGACUAUUCAGGCAGCUCCGGAUGGUGGCUGGGAAGGACAGGCUACUUUUAAGUUAACCUUCACGAAAGGAGGUGCCAUCGAGUUUGCCCAGUUGAUGACGAAAGCGGCCUCUGCUGCUGCCAGAGGAGUUCCACUUGGAAGUGUGAAUUACUGGUUCAGCCCUCCAGGACUCUAUGUAGUUACCGGGCAGGGGAACAUGAUGUGCACGCAACAGAUGCCUUGUCCAGCAUACCCACCUGUUGUCUAUGGACCUCCACAGGCCGGAUAUGGACCUCCACAGGCCGGAUACGGACCGCCACAGGCCGGAUACGGACUCCCGCAGGCGGAAUAUGGAUACCCACCAGGGGGAUACAGUCCUCCACCUGUGGGAUAUGGAGCCCCACCAGGGGCAUACAGAGCCCUGCCUGUGGGAUACAGAGCCCUGCCAGCUGGAAACGAAACCUCAGUGGCUGGAAGUGAAAACGCACAGGCUGCAAAUGAUACCCUGCCUUUGGGAUAUGAAGUUUCACCUGCUGGAAUCAGAGCUGGGUCUGGCCAAUCUCAGCCUCCUGGGUACGAGGCUUCUCUUCCCCAUGCCUCAUUUCAGACCCCUUCACCAUCCACCAGGAAUUAAGCCUUGAGGACUCGCCAAGCAAAGUGGCACCUGAAAACCGAAGUCAGGAUAAGAAGGUGGACUCAGUCAUGCGUGUACCAGGUGGAUUUGAAGUGAAGUCCAACACGCUAGAAGGCUAAGCGUACUAAAGCUUGGAGGCCUUAGGAAAUCAACGAAUCCACACUUACUGAGUGCUGGAGGCAGGACACGAACUCAGGCUGAUUCCGGAGCCUGCGACCUUAACCUCUGCUGGAGGAGCCCACUCCCUACCAUCCUCUUUUCAUCCCACGGGUGCCAGGCAGUCGGUAGCGUUUCCUGUGCACACGGUGGCCUGAUCCUGUCUACACAUCUGUGAGAUCCUGGUACUGUCCGAGUGAAGAUGUGAAGGGUAACAGAGGAGAGGGAGCUGGCCAUGCAGAUCGCUGUGGAAGAGUGUAAAGACAGCUUAAUUGCAAGGUGGCUCAAGACCCAUAUGAACGUGAGAAGACUCCUGUUCUCAAGGAAGGAAAAUGCUUGAAAACAAGAUUGCAAGCCAACCAGAGUGAGAGAGAUCCGAUCCAGUCCACAUCAUACAGCUUGGGGAUGGAGACUGAUUUCUAGGUUCUUGGUAGAACACGGGCCUCCUUCCUGCCUAUGUCCUGAGGAGAAAGGAAAAACUGAUGUAACCGAAGAGGCUGGGGUCACCUCGGCUUUACCCCCUCAAUUAAAGUCUGCUUGCUGUCGCAACAUC
Suricata suricatta (meerkat) is the source of this 1639-nucleotide messenger RNA. It is a transcript of the gene WBP2NL, whose product is annotated as WBP2 N-terminal like. Gene Ontology annotation, molecular function: transcription coactivator activity; chromatin DNA binding. Gene Ontology annotation, cellular component: nucleus. NCBI's taxonomy places the organism in Eukaryota, Metazoa, Chordata, Mammalia, Carnivora, Herpestidae. Gene Ontology annotation, biological process: positive regulation of DNA-templated transcription. The transcript is spliced from 9 exons. The coding region runs from base 28 to 930 and encodes 300 amino acids. The record is from RefSeq and is a predicted model, not a curated record.